UCGUUAGGGGUGACCCACAUCUGAACACAUUUGAUGGAUACAAAUACAACUUUAAUGGAUUCUGUUCUUAUGUACUAACGAAAUCAUGUGAUACAACCAUCCCAAAAUUCCAAAUCAACGCUGAUUUCCGGAGUACAAAUCCUAAUACUCCUUACGAACCUCCAACCAGAAUGGUGGCAUUUGACGUGUACAAUUAUGGAAAAUUGGUUGUUCGCAUUAAUCACGAUAACUCAAUUUUGAUAAAUGGAAAGCGUAUGGUUGGUAAUUACACUGUUAUAGGUAAUACGCAAGGAACAGUGACACAUACCGGACCUAAGAUAUCAGUGGAAUUGACCCGGCCGGCUGUAUCCUUGAAUUGGGACAGAAAUCUGCAUGGCAUAACAAUUGAGUUUGAAGAUGAUGAGUUGUAUGGAAAGGUGUGUGGGCUACUUGGCGAUGCUGAUGGAGACCCAAACAACGACUUUGUGAUGUCUGAUGGGACACGUACAUUGGAUUCCAAUGAAUUUGGAAAUAGCUGGAUGGUUCCUGGCAGUUGUCCCAUAUAACUAACAAAUUGAGGAGUUUAUCAGCGAUACUGAACAAGACUGACGACUGGAGAACUCGAUGAGAAAAAGUAGAAUUAUAUUUAUCUGUUCGUAUUAGUCAGGCAUGUUUUAAAACUAUACAAUCUGCAUAUUUUGUUUUUGUAGUUGCAAUAGUAUGUAGUAUGUUUAUAAACAUACGCUCGACCCUUUCCCCAUAGCUGAAAUAAAAUUGAUAUACACGCAGUAAAAUAGUACUGUGUUAUACAUUUAGUUACUGGACAAGACUGAAAACUUAAGAACUCGAAAACAAAAAUAGAAUUAUAUUUAUCUGUUCAUAUUAGUCAUGCAUGUUAUAAAACUAUACAAUCUGCGGCCUUUUUUGGAAGUUUCAAUAAACACUAUCCCCAUAGUUAAAAUAAAAUUGAUAUACAUGCAGAAAA
This is a messenger RNA of Saccoglossus kowalevskii, 964 nucleotides long. Its product is annotated as hemocytin. The record is from RefSeq and is a predicted model, not a curated record. Lineage: Eukaryota; Metazoa; Hemichordata; Enteropneusta; Harrimaniidae.